AUGGCAACUGUGUUUGGAAGACUGUGGUGCAAGGCCAUUUUUGCUGGCUAUAAGCGAGGUCUCCGGAACCAAAGAGAACACACUGUGCUUCUUAAAAUUGAACGUGUUUAUGCUCAGGAUGAAAUUGAGUUCUACUUGGGCAAGAGGUGUGCUUGUGGGUACAAAGCAAAGAACAACACAGUGACUCCUGGCAGUAGACCUAACAUAACCAGAGUAAUCUGGGGAAAGGUAACUCAUGCUCAUGGAAACAGUGGCAUGGUUCAUGCCAAAUUCCAAAGCAACCUUCCUGCGAAGGCCACUGGACACAGAAUCCAUAUGAUGCUGUACUCCUCAGGAUUUAAACUAUUGAAAAGUAAAUAA
This is a messenger RNA of Oryctolagus cuniculus (rabbit), 360 nucleotides long. The record is from RefSeq and is a predicted model, not a curated record. NCBI's taxonomy places the organism in Eukaryota, Metazoa, Chordata, Mammalia, Lagomorpha, Leporidae.